Molecule: messenger RNA, 4585 nt
Organism: Synchiropus splendidus (mandarinfish)
Lineage: Eukaryota; Metazoa; Chordata; Actinopteri; Syngnathiformes; Callionymidae
Gene: zdhhc3a
Product: zinc finger DHHC-type palmitoyltransferase 3a
Exons: 7
Coding region: 240-1217 (325 amino acids)
Biological process (GO): peptidyl-L-cysteine S-palmitoylation; protein targeting to membrane
Cellular component (GO): endoplasmic reticulum; Golgi apparatus
Molecular function (GO): protein-cysteine S-palmitoyltransferase activity
Source: RefSeq, a predicted model, not a curated record
UUGGGUGGAAAAAAAGAGGCGCUGGGAAUGACGUCACGAUCUACGGGGAGACGCUCUACCUUAGACAUACAAUAAAAGGUAUAUAGUGUCGGUAAAGAAAGUGUCAGGCAUCUUGAUUCUCUCGACUGCGUUUUUUUCCUUUCUGCAUAACGCAAGGACACUGACAAAAAUAUGAAACCAGCAUGUAGUGACUAGGACUGAAUCCUGAAGGUGGAUCAGGUAGCGAGUUUAGAUGAAGCAUGAAGAGCCCAGUCCACCGAUGCAGAGAUGUGGAGCACACCCGAGGACAGGCUGGGCAAGGAUCCAAUUGCCUUCAGCCUGAACACCGCAUCCCUAUCUCCAAAGAUGUUAUCACUUCCUCGUCUGCCUCUGCCAUGUGGUUCAUAAGGGACAUCUGUGGCAUCGUCUGUGCCAUUAUCACUUGGCUGCUGGUAUUCUACGCCGUGUUUGUGGUGCUAUUCGUUUUGCUGUUGCCCUCCAAAAAUCUAGUGUACAGCAUUGUGAACGGAUCUGUGUUCAACUCACUGGCCUUUCUUGCACUUGCCUCACACCUCAGGGCCAUGUGCACCGACCCUGGAGCAGUACCAAAAGGGAAUGCAACUAAGGAAUACAUAGAGAGCCUUCAGCUAAAACCAGGCCAGGUGGUUUACAAGUGUCCCAAGUGCUGCAGCAUCAAGCCUGACAGGGCUCACCACUGCAGUGUCUGUAAACGCUGCAUAAGAAAGAUGGAUCACCACUGCCCGUGGGUCAACAACUGUGUUGGGGAGAACAACCAAAAGUACUUUGUGCUUUUCACAAUGUACAUCGCGCUCAUCUCUCUUCACUCUCUGAUCAUGGUGGUUUUUCAUUUUCUCAACUGCUUUGAAGAUGAUUGGACAAAGUGCAGUACCUUCUCUCCACCAGCAACUGUCAUCCUUCUCAUCCUCCUGUGCUUUGAGGGCCUCCUUUUCCUCAUCUUCACAUCUGUGAUGUUUGGAACCCAAGUCCACUCCAUCUGCACCGACGAGACAGGAAUCGAGCGUCUGAAGGGGGAGACAGGAAAGUGGGGGAAGGUGCCAUGCUGGGAGGCCAUGGAGAUGGCCUUUGGUGGCUCUUUCUCCCUGUCCUGGUGCAGUCCCUUCUCCGGCCUAAGCUGUAAGACUAGUCCUCCCGCACACAGUAACGUUCCACAGGGGGAGAUCAUCGAGGAGGACGUCAUUGAAAUCCCACUCAACUAGAGAAGCAGGGCAGAUGAACUCAGUUGAACCUUCCAGCGAUUUCUGUGUGCUUUUCUUUCAUAUUCUACAAGUAGCUUAGUGAAGAUGUCCUCUUAUAUAUCAACUUUACCUCAUAAGGUUUAUGUAACGGUCCACCAAACAUGUAAAAUACCACUCAGUUAGUAUCUUGUUCUGUAAAUAAAUUUGGUCACGGCAGGCAGCAUGCACAUGCCUGAUGGUCCAUCUGGUGGGUCACCAAAUCCUCCCAGAGUGGAGGUCAGCAUGGCCAUUUUUGGUGACAGUUUGUCAUUUUCACUUUACAGAUAUAAAAAGGAUAAUAUGACCAGUUUCUCCAAAGUGCAAUAGCCAGCCACUUUUUAAGCAAAGCAGUUGAAGGUGCUACUGAGGACUUGGUUCAGUGGGAUGCUGCUUAUGUGCAACACCGUAGCACAAUCCUCACACAAGUUCCUGGUGUAACCACAAUUUAAAUGCACUUCAACGUUAAAAUAUGGGCUAUAUAGGCGGUUUUAUGGUUCACCUUCAUAAAUUUGCAGUGGAGUAUUUUCUGCUUUUCAAGGUCAUAAUUGUAAAUCGUCCAAAUUAUUUUGUUCUAUUUGUAAAGUGAAAACAGCGGCUGGAUGUGUCAUAAAUACAAUACAUGGACUGCGGCUCGCCAGCCGGUCAGCGAGCUUCCUCAGGGGACCACUGGUCACAACAGAACUCUAACCCUAAUGCUGCUCGAGAUGUGCUGCUGAAGCAGGUUUUGUAACGUCAACCACUCUGUGCCUUAUGGGUCUUCGACAGACAAGGUCCCAACCCUGUGUUGUUUUGAUCCUUGACCUUUUUGUUGCAUGACUAUUACCUUGCACAUGUCCUUCUUAGAAGAUAACAGAGAUUAACUGAAUUUGAAUUUUGGAGUUUUGAAUGGAUGUGGAGGAGACCGCAGAUGCUGCUGGUUGGUGGGGGUGGUGAAUUCUAAUAUGCACUACACAAUUUUACAAGAUGUACUUUCCGCUUUGUUAACACAACAUAUUUAUGAACUCAUCUCAAGAGGGCAUAGCCAUCAAUAAAGUGAAAAGUGGGUCUUUGACUCAGUGGGAUUCUUGUUGAUGUUGGCAUACAAAUGCAAUUCGAAGAAAUACCGCAGUCAUUGUUGAUCCAAGAGUUUGGUGUCCACGUUCCGCAAUGUUCGGUUUCCUUAAACGGCCAGGAGAUGUUAGCUGAUGUCUUCUGCUGAAAAGACUGGGACUUCCUCUUCAAAAUUCCUCUAUUUUGGACAAGGUUUUCCAACCUCUGGGUCUUGAACAAAUAGCAGCUCUCAUGGGUUUCCUUGUGGCCGUGCAUCCGUGAGGGUUUUUUAGGCCUGUUAGCUCUGGCCAAGGAACCUUUUAGAAUCCAAGUGACUCUGACACUGCUGUUUUAGCGUUUAACUUAUGCUGUUGUUCUAAAUAUUCUUCAAUUCAUGGGCUAAAUUUAUUGUCCCACCUUUUGGUUUCCAAAUAAAAUAUUUUUUGCAUCGUCAUUUGUUUUUAUUGUUCCAAAGUCAGUAAUGGAUAAUAAUUUAUUGCAAGUUGUUUCCAAAAACAUUCUUAUUGGGUCAUUUAUGUUGCUAAAGUCACUUUCUAACAGCAGCACUGGAAAUGAUGGAAGCUCUUGCAUUAGAAAGAAAAACAAUCUGUACAACCAGAAGCACACAGCUUGUGUUUGUUCAUCCCCUUAUGUUUGUGUGUCCACAACAUAAUCGAUUCCAUCGUGGGCCAAUCACUGACCAGCCUGCUCCCUCAGGUCCUCAGGUCAGAGACAUGGUCAGCUGCAGGAAAGUCCAUCAAAGAGUAUGAACCUGUCUGAACUCCUGCAGUACGUUGCAUUUGUUGGCAGAACAGUGGCUGGGUCUUUGGAGCAAAGAGACAUAAGUCUAACAGUUGGAGCAGUGUUAAAGUUGAGAGAUGCUAAGUCCUCUCAUUAUUUGACUUUUUUGUCCUGGUCCUGGGGCGAGGAUCCAUGGAGAAUUAAAAGCCCACACAGAGUGAUGGUGAUGCCAACCCACCACAGAGCUGCCUGAGCCUCUCCAAAGAGCCACCGCCCGAGUGCAGCCUGGUGGGUCAGAGGGAGAAAAAAACAGACGUUAUAAUCAGUCACAGCCCUGUCAGGAGAAGGGCUUUUGUCCGCUCACCGAAGCGAUGAAGUUGGUCGCAGUGGUGGUGACAGUGGCUGUGGCUGAAGAGGAGCAGUGUCGGAGAGCCUUAGAGAAGAGGUUCCACAUUACAGUGUUGCUGGUCAAGAGUAGCCCUCCACACAAGAGCCGCAGGGGGAGGUGGAGCUGGAAUAGAAGUUGACUAUUCAGAAUGUCCCACUGUUACUGUGAAGUCUUGAAGCAGUUCCUCAUGUUUCACAACUCCUAACGUCUUUGAGCGUGUGGUGAUUCAAAGUGGUCUGUCAAAUAAGCUAUAUAACUUAUAAAUGGGUUAGAGAUCACACCAACUGUACCUGUUACUGUGUGCGAUUACAGUACAGUCAUUCAGGUUCUCAAGUCUGAAAGAAACAUCCCUUGUAUAUUUAAGCACCUCCAGAUGCUCAAGUAGCUCAAGACGUCAUCAACUCACGCUGACCCAUCACCUUUCAUUUGAUUUACAUAUCAAGAUGCUACGGUGUUAGUACACUUAAUACAUGUGAAGACUGCCCCAACAUUCUGCACAUUUCUUUCCGAUUUCGAUUAGUAUUUUUUAACCUUGUGUAACCGGCUAAAGACUUAGUCAAAAGAACUGCCAAACUUCAAACUUGUUUUGUCGCGUGAGCGUCUGUUUCCAGUGAUGAAUGAGUAGACCUGUACAUUUAUAAGACGUUGCUUCCAGAAUCUAAACUAUUACCACUUCCAGCUGGAGCUGAACUACGAACUGCUAACCUGAGUUGAGUGUUUGGAAUUUAGACGACCAAACAUAUCAGUCCUCGUAUGUGAGAGGAAGCAGGGAGUCGCUUCAUUGGCAAGUACAAACCCAGUCGCAGGUUCCUGUUUGGAUUCCGGACCAGCCGCUGAGGCUGGACUCACACAUUAGGACCAGGUGGUCUGUCCCGAGAGACAGCUUCGCUAACAGAGACGAGGUAGCACCGAGGAGUCCCGCUAAAGCAGCAUAGAACGAUCCUGAAGUCAUCUUGUUGAAUUGAGACUCUCGCUUCCGUCAGAGUUCUUCUCAACGCGGGGAUAAGAGUUGUUUUGAUAGUCAAGUUAUAAUGUAUGAAGCAAUGGAUGUCUUCAAAAUAAAAUAGAAAACGGAACCUGUUGAUACAAAUCGAUCUUACUUUACAUUAUUUUUAUUACUAUUUCGAUCGAACAAAUAAUUACACUACUAUGCAGACAAGUACAUUAUUUCAUGGACAGUUGUGGAUGUACA